This is a messenger RNA of Torulaspora delbrueckii, 2532 nucleotides long. It is a transcript of the gene NSP1, whose product is annotated as FG-nucleoporin NSP1. NCBI's taxonomy places the organism in Eukaryota, Fungi, Ascomycota, Saccharomycetes, Saccharomycetales, Saccharomycetaceae. Gene Ontology annotation, biological process: RNA export from nucleus; protein import into nucleus. The record is from RefSeq and is a predicted model, not a curated record. Gene Ontology annotation, cellular component: nuclear pore central transport channel; nuclear pore. The transcript is spliced from 2 exons. Gene Ontology annotation, molecular function: structural constituent of nuclear pore; phospholipid binding. The coding region runs from base 1 to 2532 and encodes 843 amino acids.
AUGAGUUUAUUUACCCCAAAUAAGCAGGCCGGGAACGCAAGUGCUGGUAAUCCAACCUUCACAUUUGGUGCGGCUGGCAACUCUGGAGCAGCUGGGAAGGCUGCUAGUACACCAUUAUUUGGAUCGAAUGCUACCGGUGGUGGGAAUAAUACCCAAGAUGCUUCGAAAAGUGGAACAUCGACUUUUGCAUUUGGGAACGGCGGCGCAAACGCAGGCUCAGCAUUUUCACUUGGAGGUAAAAGUACUGGUAGCACGUUUUCAUUUGGAGCAGCGGAUAGUGGGGACAAGAGUAAACCUGGCUUCUCUUUCAAUCUGAAUAAUGAUAAUAAAACCCAGACUCCCAACUUUGGGUCAUCAUUGCCUGCUUCAGGUACUACCAUGGCAAAUGCGCCAGCUUUUGGGAACAGCCAACCAGCACUCUCGGGUGGUUUUGGGAAAACUGGUGAAUCUAAAGUGGACGGUGGUCUCUUCGGGAACAAAAACUCAAACAAUGCCUCUUUAACAUCCCUGGGGUCAAAUUCCACAUCAAGUGUCCCUCAGAUGAACUUCGGAGGCAAUAAAGACAGCGAGAAAACUCCUUCUUUCGGUUCGGUAGGAGAUAAACCGGAUGAUUCAAAAAAGACUGGUGGAUUCAGUUUUGGUAACAGUGGCCAAGCGUCUUUAACCGCCAACUUGGGCCAGCAAAAAGACUCAAGUAAGCCAGCAGCAUUUAGCUUUGGAAAAACGGGAACGAACGAUACUGGUAAAGACACUUCUGAGCAAGGUGGAACUGGAAGUACGUCAGUUUUCAGUUUUGGUGAUUCCAAGAAAGAUGAAAAAACUGUGCCAGCCUUUAACCUAGGGGGUAAUAAAGCUCCAUCACUUUCGUUUGGCGCUAACAAAAAUAGUACUACUCAGUUAGGUUCGACUAACCCAGCGUCUUUUAAUUUUGGUUCAAAUGCGUCAAAGCAGUCUUUAUUCUCGCAGGAUAAGAAAGAUCAAGCUCAAAGUUCAAACACUGUACCAUCUCUUCAAUCAGACUCGAAACAGGGCGAUGCUAAUCAAGCCAACUCAUUCAGCCUCAAUCUCAAAACCGGCGAAGAGAACGACAAUAGCCAAAAGCAAACCGAUAAAUCACCCUUCUCGUUUGGUGGUAAAACAAGCUCUACUAGCACAUCAGGUUUUUCUUUUGGAGCUAAAGCGGAUAACGAAACAAGUUCCUCUAAACCAGGAUUCUCAUUUGGCAACAAAGAAGCGAAGCCAACUGAGCCAAAUACCUUGUUUGGUGCUAAAGUUAAUGAUAAACCUCAAGAAUCUAAGCCAGCAAUCUCCUUUGGCGCAACGCCUGAUGAUAACACAAAGUCUACCCCAGGCUUUACAUUUGGUACUAAAUCAGAAGCUAAAGAUGAGAAGCCUACAUCUGCGCUGUCACUUAGUGGUGAACUGAAGGACAGCUCAAAGCCCGGAUUCUCAUUUGGCGCUAAGCCAGAAGAGAGUAAAGGCAAACCUCAGACGGGGUUCUCUUUUGGCACUAAGACAGAGGAGAAAAAGGACAAGCCUCAAGCUGGAUUUUCAUUUGGUGGCAAGCCGGAGGAAAACAAAGACAAACCUCAGACUGGAUUCUCAUUUGGUGCUAAGCCGGAGGGAAACAAAGACAAGCCUCAGACUGGAUUCUCAUUUGGUGCCAAGCCGGAAGAAGAUAAAGACAAAGCUCAAUCUGGGUUCUCUUUUGGUGGCAAGCCAGAUUCUGCUAAACAAACCGGAACUACAGGUACGAGUACUAACAAAACUGGUUCCAAGCAAUUUUCAUUUGGUGAAACCAAAAAAGAUGGACAAGAAAAGAGUAAUACGGGUACAGGAGGUUUUUCCUUUGGGGCUAAGAACGAUGCUUAUAAAAAGGAGGAAGAGAUCAAAGGUUCUGGAGUGGCUUCACAGACAAUUAAUUCUAAGAACAUCGAAACAGCUCCAGUAUCUUUAGACAACAAAACCUUGGAUGAUUUGAUCACUAAGUGGACUGAACAACUAUCUGGUACUGCAACUCAUUUCGACGAGUUUUCCAAGAAAGUCAAUCAAUGGGAUCAGGUGCUUGUCAAAGGUGGUGAACAAAUCAGCCAACUUUAUUCCGAGACUUUGACUGCUGAACAGAAUCAGAAUAGGAUCGACCAAUCGCUACAAUAUAUCGAAAGACAACAGGACGAGCUUGAAACGUUCUUGGACAAUUAUGAGCAGAAAGCUGAAUCCCUCCUCUCAGAUGUUCUUUCCUCGGCAGGUGGGAGAGCUGCUAAUAACAACGAUCAAAAGAGACAGCAAGCUUACCAUACAGCAGAGACACUGGACGAAAACCUCAACAGUCUAUCGUUGAAUCUUUCAUCGCUGAUUGCGGAGAUAAAUGAUGUCAGCAAUACAUUUAAUAAGGCGACAACAAUGAAUCUCGCAAAUAAAGAUGAGAACACUCAGCUGGUCAAACUGCUGAACUCGCAUUUGGAAGCAUUGAAAUCUUUAGACGACAGUUCAGCUGCACUUGAACACAAGAUCAAGUUGAUAAGUAAAUAA